ACCACCGAAAUAUUCUGACAUGUUUUUUUUUUUUUUUCUUGCGCUUUUUCCUUGGUUCACAAUCAGUAAUUAAACAGUUACAAAGGAAAAAAGUCAAUUAGAGGACGACACCCAUCAACUGUUACAUUAAUGUGGAAAGUCCGUCAUCUCAAUCACUCACAAAAGCAGAGAAUCACAUCCAACUUAUUUGCUGCUGUGGCGGCUGGAGCUGUGUUGACAGUGGCAGGACCAACAUUGUUACCUUGUCCAGCAUAUGAUCAGAAUGACAAGUCGGCAUUCUUGGAAGAACAAGAAAAGGUGCAAAAGAAGAGAGUGGUGAUUGUCAAGAAGCGAAGGGAUACCAGUCACGUGUUACAGCAGCAACAAGAUCAAGCUGAAUAAAAGGAUCGUUUUGCACAACAAUAAAAUACACAUGAAAAAAGCACAGUGAAUGAUUAGACA
Molecule: messenger RNA, 441 nt
Organism: Rhizopus microsporus ATCC 52813
Lineage: Eukaryota; Fungi; Mucoromycota; Mucoromycetes; Mucorales; Rhizopodaceae
Exons: 1
Coding region: 130-381 (83 amino acids)
Biological process (GO): mitochondrial respiratory chain complex IV assembly
Source: RefSeq, a predicted model, not a curated record